Messenger RNA from Mustela erminea (ermine), 2835 nucleotides. RefSeq names its product NADH-cytochrome b5 reductase-like. The record is from RefSeq and is a predicted model, not a curated record. The coding region runs from base 159 to 2570 and encodes 803 amino acids. Gene Ontology annotation, molecular function: oxidoreductase activity. The transcript has 12 exons. NCBI's taxonomy places the organism in Eukaryota, Metazoa, Chordata, Mammalia, Carnivora, Mustelidae.
CCCGGAGGGGGGGGCGGGCGGCACCUGGAGGAACGCGUCUCGAGGGGAGGCGCGGGUGUGUAGGCCAACAGGGGAGGCCCCGGGCCUGUGGCCGCGGACUCGGACCUGAUCUGGGAAGAGUACCAAGUUGACCCUCCCAGGCUGCUCAAGCCCCAGCAAUGAUGGAUGAGAGGGAGGAGGAUGCCGAUGAGGAAGCCUGGUUGCAGCUUCGGCCAGUGGAGCCCUUGCCCUCCCAGUGCUGUGGCAGUGGCUGCUCACCCUGUGUGUUUGACCUCUAUCACCAAGAGCUGGCGAAGUGGGAAGCAGCCCGAGCCAGCAAGGACAGGAGCCUGCUGAGUGGGGAGGAGUCACAGAGCUGUCCGUCCAAGCUGAGCCCAGAGACCUUCCUGGCCUUCCGCAUCAGUGCCAUGGACAGACUCACCGAGGACACUUACUGUGUUCGGUUCGCACUCCCCAGGGACUGCCAGCUCGGCCUGCGGCCUGGCCAGCACCUCAUCCUACGAGGGAAGGUGGACGGCUUAGAAAUUCAGAGAGCCUAUACGCCCAUCAGCCCUGCCAACGCAGAAGGAUACUUUGAAGUUUUAAUCAAGUGCUACCCGACUGGGCUGAUGUCCCAGUACGUCAGGUCCUGGAGCACAGGAGACACAGCUUUCUGGCGAGGACCUUUCGGCGACUUCUUCUAUAAAGCCAACCAGUAUGGUGAGCUCCUCAUGCUGGCUUCAGGCACUGGCCUGGCCCCCAUGGUGCCCGUCCUGCAGACCAUAACAGAUAAUGCAGAGGAUGAGACCUUUGUCACCCUGGUCGGCUGCUUUAAGACCUUUGAGGGCAUCUACCUGAAGACCUUCCUCCAGGAGCAGGCCCGUUUCUGGAACGUCCGAACCUUCUUUGUUCUCAGCCAGACCCUCAGAUCCUGGCUCGGCAGACCUGCGGGGCCCCCCAGUGAGGAGAUGCUGGCAGAGCUGGGGUCCUGUCUGCUGCUGGUGGUGGUGCUGCUGGGCCCAGGCCCCAGGGCCCAUGCCAUGAAAGGUGUCAAAUGUGGGGGUGUGCUCUCAGCACCUUCCGGAAACUUCUCCAGCCCCAACUUCCCCAGGCUCUACCCCUACAACACAGAGUGCAGCUGGCUGAUCGUGGUGGCCGAGGGCUCGUCGGUGGUACUCACCUUCCAUGCCUUCGACCUGGAGUACCACGACUCCUGCGGCUUCGACUACCUGGAGGUGUACAACGGGGCCUCGGGGGACAAGGGCAGCCUGCUGGGGAGGUUCUGUGGCCAGGUGCCCCCACCACCCUUCACCUCUUCCUGGCAUGUCAUGUCUGUCGUCUUCCACUCAGACAAGCACGUGGCCAGCCAUGGCUUUUCUGCAGGCUACCAGAAAGAUGUGUGUGGUGGCGUCCUGACGGGCCUUUCAGGGGUCCUCACCAGCCCCGAGUACCCGGACAACUACCCCAACAACGUGGAGUGCCACUGGGUGAUCCGGGCCUCUGGCCCCGCCACCGUCAAGCUGGUGUUCAUGGACUUCCAGGUGGAAGGCAAUGAGGAGUGCACCUAUGACUACGUGGCCGUGCUUGGGGGGCCUGGCCCCGCCCACGGGCAUCACUACUGUGGCAGCACGCGGCCCCCCACUCUUGUGUCCCUGGGCCACGAGCUGCAGGUGAUCUUCAAGUCUGACUUUAACAUUGGAGGCCGGGGCUUCAAGGCCUACUACUUCUCAGGAGAAUGCCAGGAGGUGUACACAGCCAUACGGGGCAACUUCUCCAGUCCCCAGUACCCCAGCACCUACCCUAACAACAUCCACUGCCACUGGACCAUCCGCCUGCCUCCGGGCUACCGGGUCAGGCUCUUCUUCCUGGACCUGGACCUAGAGGGUCCCAACAGCCUGACCAGGACCUGUGACUUCGAUCAUCUGGCAGCCUUUGAUGGGGCCAGUGAGGAGGCCCCCCUGCUGGGAAAUUGGUGUGGCCACCACCUGCCAGCACCAGUCACCUCGGGCCACAACCAGCUCUUGCUUCUGCUGCACACAGACCGCAGCACCACCCGAAGGGGCUUCUCCGUGGCCUACAUUGGAGUCGUGCCCAUGAAUGUGAGCUGCUCCCGCACGGACUUCCAGAUCCUGAUCUCCGCACAGGCGCUGGCACCCCUGGAGCGGACCAAGGUCUACCUGGGCAGCCGCAACUGUGCCGCCCAGGAAGCCGGCGGCACCUUCCGGAUCCAGGCCCGCUUUGACACCUGUGGCACUGAGUCUCAGAGGAGGAACAACACCUCGGUGAUCGUCAGUGUGCUGUACAUCGACUUCUCGGCUGGUGGGCAGGAGGACAUCCAUGAGUAUGAGGUCCGCUGUGAACCACGGCGCAAAGAGGCUUCUGUCCACCUGCUCUCUGGCUCCGACUGGCUUGGGCCCUAUGCUGCCACAGCCGAGCACCUUCAGGAAGCGCCCCCCAGAGAUGAGGUAGAGGCCCCGGAGGGCCCUGUGGCCAUGGUGGCUCAGGACACCAGUGACAUUGUCUUCCUGGGCCUUUGCAUCCUAGCCGGAGUCCUCAUGGUCAUUGCCAUCGUGGUCCUGAUGCUGCUGUGAGUGGGCAGGAAGCUGGGUGCGGUCUUCCCUGGGGGCAGCUUGGGGUCCCACGGCAGGGGCAGGCCCGGGUGUCAUCGAAUUGUUGGUGGCUACUGGCAAGUCACCGUCCCUCUCUGAGUCUCACUCUCCUAAGGAGGAUCCACGUGCCCUUUACCUCACAGAGUUGGCGUGAGGCUCAGAGAAGAGCCUGAACGGAUCCGAACUUUGUAAACUAUGGCAUGUUGUGUGUGUGUGAUUGUUACCGAUUUCAAAGAUAGUCUGCUAU